Messenger RNA from Eimeria acervulina, 4218 nucleotides. RefSeq lists its product as hypothetical. The coding region runs from base 1 to 4218 and encodes 1405 amino acids. The transcript has 10 exons. The record is from RefSeq and is a predicted model, not a curated record. Lineage: Eukaryota; Apicomplexa; Conoidasida; Eucoccidiorida; Eimeriidae.
AUGGAAAAUCACUCAAUUUACUCCGGCCGCCGCUUAGAGGCGGCGGACGGGCUGCGUCGUCCUUUGGCGGCCGAGUCUCUAGCUGGGCCCUCUCCCUCCCUUAACCCAUCGGGAAAUACAUGGGGAAGCAAUAGAGGAUAUACUUCGGGAGUCCCUGAUGGGAGAAGAGAAUCUGCUCCAUCUAUUAACUCUUCCUCCCGCAGUCAUCGGGCCACGCCUUCAGGUGCUGAGAGGCCGACAUCACCCGCUUUCAUGAAGCUGCUCUCUCAGCGGUCUCCCAAGACGCCUCCUUCUGACGGUUCUCGCAGUCCUACGGUCAUGUCUCGGCUUGCGGGGAGACGCCGAGUCAGCAGCCCCACCAUAGCUGCUCGGGCCUGGUUGGAUGCUUCGUCCCCUUCGCCAUCGCAGGCCCCCUCCGCCCACGCGCUGGAAAUUCGCAAGGAGGGAACAGCGGAAACCCAUCACCCACACACCGUCCUUUCCCGCUCCCGCGGCAGGUCAGAGAGAAAGAAGGGCCGUGAUGAAUCAAAGGAGCUCGGGGGACGACCUAGCAGCAGUCGUGGCCAUGGCCGCCGCCGCAAAAGUCACAGCAACUCCCGACAAGAAACCCAAGAUAGGAGGAGGAAAGAAGGGACUGUUCUCUCUCCAAUCAGACGCACUCCUGAGGAGCGUCUUCACAAAGGCCUGUCCCGGCCUCCUCCUAAGAGGGUUACUUCGCCUCGCCGCCUCCCACCUCCCACAUUUGAAAAGAUAUUGUUGGGGUUGGUAGACGACGACUUCACCACAGGAAACGACGAAGUAGAUGUAUUCAGCGCUGAGACGAAACAACAACAGAAAACAGCUCCUCCUUUUGCAAAUCAAACUGAAGAGGAGUGCAUUUCUGUUUCUGUCGAUCAUGCCGACUGUUUGCAAGACGAAGGACACAAUUCAACAGCGUUUACUCCACACUCCUCAGCUCGAUCGUCUCUAGAUACCAGAUAUGAAUCUUACUCUCAACAAGAUGGCGUCAUACCUGAGCAUUAUCUUUAUAUUCCCCCUUUGCGCCUUUGUGGGAACUCCGGAGGCGAGCGGCGCCCCGUCCCCGCACUGAUGCAGCCUACAGAAGAUGAAGGACAGGUUUCCGUCAGGGAAGAUCGGCGACACAUCGCGACACUUUUCUCGCUGGAAGCUGCAGAGUCUCAUGCGCAAAAAGCGCGUCUUCAGGAGCAGCUCAAAGAAACGAGUCCUUUCCGUCUGACAGAGGUUGUCGGUCCAUGUACUUCCCAGAGUGAUGUGGUUGACGGAGUAGAGAUCAUCGGCCCCCCUCCAGGGAAGUCGAAGCGCCGCCAGCGCUCAACGCUUUUAGAAACCAUUGUGCGGGAACAUGACUGGGAAUCGGAAGGGCAAACGUUAGACGAGAACAUUCGCAUAUAUGCAGAGCAAACACAACAGUCACAAGCUUCAGAAGCAUCACGCUGGCAGUUCUUUGCCAGCGAUGAAGAACUGGAAGGAGAAAGCGCAAGACCCGAACUACCUGAUGGCGGGCUAAGCAGUCCUCGCGCUACCGAGCAGGCUAGUCUCACAGACUUAGAUUUGCAAGCAGCGGCAGCGCAAGCAAGCGAUUCGCGUGAGAUGCCUCAGGAAGAGUGCGGCAGCGAAGAUGUUCCGGGAGCAUUUGAUGCUGUAUGGGGGCGUUCUGCGUGUCUUGCUCAAGCUGCCAACGAUUGCCGCAGCAAAGCAAGUAGCCAUUCAGACAGCUGGGAGGACCUACACGAGCUGUACAAGGCAAACGGUGAUGUUUGCACAAUGCGAAGAAUGGUAGAUUUCCUGAGUCACGCAUCACUGCACUCUGAAGACGGCGGAGCGGACAGCAGGGGCGGCCAAGACGCAGCUUUGGCAGAGGACUCUGAUGCUUCUUUCAGUAACGCGGCAACUGCAACAGAGGGCUCCUCCUCAGCAGCAAGAGCACCAACAACGCAACCAGCAGCCGUGCAACUGGACGGAGACCCUAAAAAGGAGCCGGUGCUGCGUUCGGGGGAGCCAGGGGAGUGGGAAGUGCGCUACUCCACAGCAGACGGUCUUUCCAACAGCGCCGAACAGUCACCUUUCAACUGUGAAGGGGCCAUGUCUGCGGAUUUACCAAUGCAAGAAGAUACGACGCAACGAGCUUUUGAGGACCAGAACCAAACAGUGGAGUUUGAAGAAGAACAGGAGAUGCGAGAAGACACGCACACUCAGCCAUCAAGGUACCUCGACGAUCGGGAAGCCUCAUCAGGCCAGUUUCCCGAAGAGCCUCCAAGCGCAGCAUCCAGAGAACAAGCAGGCGGACCCGUUCUGGACCCCACACGAAUGAGCAGCUACAGCAGCACUCGCUUGUUUUCCAUGGGCAGCAAUGAGCCGUCAAGAUCUGCUUCAAAAGGAGCUCCAACAGGCCACUGUCUUACUAGUGAACUGCAACUUGCUGCUGCCGCCCUAGAUACUCGACUCAGAUCCGUUCAGUCCAUCGCAAACGAAGAGGCACCAACAAAGGCGGCAGCAUCACGAAGCUCUCCUACAUUCACUCCCCGUAGCAGGAGAUCGGCUUCUCGCAAGCGUCGGCGACCACUUAAAGAGGAAGGCAUAAGAACCUCUUCUGCUUCAUCGUAUGCAGGGGGACGGGCAGAUGAAGAGUGGGGAGGAUCUCGUGAAAGCAAGUGCGUCAGCAGCAGCGCAACUCAGGCUGGGGGGCUGGAGAAUUGCUUGUCCGGGCAUCGUCAAAUUGAAGGGCUGCUGUGUACAGGGUUGCUGACAACGAACCGAGCAGAACUGCCUGCAACAGCAGCAGGAGCCUUAGCACCUGCUACCGCAGGAGCAGACGCUGCUGCAGAGCCAUGGGCACGAGUGAAAGAGCAUUUUCAAGCAGAUGCUUUGAAACCACCCAACGAUACCAAUGCUGCGGAGGCAGAUGCUUGGCACGAAGGCAGCACCGUCCCUGCUCAUGACGCUGAGCACGAAGGAGGAGACGGCCAGGGCACCAGCCGCCGAGAUAGCAGCUCGCUCUGUGAAGGCAACGGGCCAGGACCCUUUCGCCACAGCGUUUCUCUCCCGCCCUCUCGCGCUCCAGACCCAGCAGUCGCCCGUUCCACUGAAGUCGUCGAGGCAAUUAAUCGAGCCAUCAGCGGAGGCCCGCGUUUAUUCGUUGGGCUCGCUGUAGCACUCUCGUUUGUCAUCUCACUCUGCAUGGGAGCUGUACAGAUGACGGCUUCUCUCUUCAAGUGGAAAGCGCUGAAGUGCUCCCUCGAUCUGGACCUCCGCGAGCGCAUCUUUGCAUCGAUGAAAAGAUUGCGUGCACCAGAAAACGAGGGCCUUCCAUCAAUGGAAGGCAUGGGAGAGUGCGGCAAGCUACUGCAGCUCUUGUGCGCUUCCUUCAUUGAUUUGUUAACGCAAGGCUCUCCUCGCCUAGAUGUCAUCCGCACUAUGGAGCAGCGUCAUAUUGCGGCGAAUGCUUUUGCCGGGCUCUUGGCUGCUGCUUUCAUUGCCGGCCUCGCGCGCAGCGGACAGGCGGUGGACGCUUCAAGCCGUUUCCAGUUUCAGGCCGGAGAUGCUGUGGCGGUCGUUGUGGCCUUAUUGUAUUCCGUUUUGCUGCUUGUACUUUCAUAUUCUUUGGCAACUCCGCCGACUCCAGCUGCCGUACGGCGGGCUGUUGACAAGCACUCGAAUUUUCAAUAUCUGUGGAGCCUUAAGUUCGCGGACUUUCUGCUCGACCGAAGAGCCGUCACUCCAAAGUCCGUGCAGGACCUUUGCUUACGUUCGAUAGAUGUGCGUCAUUCUUGCCUUUUUGGUUCCCCCUUAAACCGUCGUCCGUUCAAACAAGAAGGAAUGCCUGCCAUUUGUUUUCGUGGAGUUUCAAAUCCAUUCCUAAGCAAAUAUACAACGGCAAAGGCCGUCCUGCAUCCGGGUGGUGGCGUUUCGUUUGACUGGUUUCAAGACUUACAGAAAGGCCAGCGAGUUCUUAUAACGCUGACAAGCGCCCCCAGAAGGCAGAUGAUCGGCAGGUCCACAGCUGCGCCUUCGGUAUACCUCAACCUAGUUUGGCAUGCUGCAGGAGGACACAACGGGGUCAUUUGUGAACAGCAAAAUACGGCGUUACCUCAGCGAGGCAGAGAGGCGGGUCUCGCCAGCAUCCUGCGAAUUUCCUCUGGUGCUCCACAUCCCCACAACCGCCUUCACCUGUGGGAAGCGUUGGCAUUGCGACCCUAG